AUGAAAAUUUCAACUUCUCUCGCUAUUCUGGCUGGAGCAUCCAUCGCAAGUGCGCUCCCUCACGUGCAUAAACGUGACACCGAGUGUACCACGUCGCAUCUGCACCAUCGCAGCAAGAGAGCAGUUGCCAUCGAGUAUGUGUACCAGACCGUUACUGUGAACGGCCAAGGUGAGACUGUGGGCCCUUCGACCAGUACUCUUUCAACCAUCUCCGGAAGUGCAUCUUCCGUGAGCGUCGAGGCUACCACUACCUUGGGUCCAAGUUCGUCGUCGUCCUCGAGCAGCUCGCCCUCAAGCUCCGCCGCUUACUCUUCUUCCUCGCAAUAUGUUGCUAGCUCAUCUGCCUACUCGUCCUCAGCAGCCGAGUCUUCAAGCUCAGCCUACUCUUCCUCUGCUGAAGCUUCGUCGUCGGCCUCUUCCUCUUCCAGCUCUGCUGCUUCUUCCUCCUCCUCCAGCAGCUCCUCCAGCAGCUCCUCCUCUUCAGCUAAGUCCUCGAGCACCUCCUCUUCUUCGAGCUCUUCCUCUAGUUCCGGCAGCAUUUACGGUGAUUUGUCUGCCUACUCUAACCCAUCUGAAAAAUUCGAAGAUGGUACCAUUGCCUGUAGCUCGUUCCCAUCCGGCCAAGGUGUCAUUUCCUUGGACUGGCUAGGAUUUGGUGGCUGGUCCGGUAUUGAAAACUCCGAUGGAUCCACUGGGGGCUCUUGUGAGGACGGCUCCUACUGCUCUUACGCCUGUCAACCUGGUAUGUCCAAGACUCAAUGGCCAUCAAGCCAACCUUCUAGUGGUGUCUCUGUGGGUGGUUUGUAUUGUAAGAAUGGCUACUUGUAUCGUUCCAACACCGACACUGACUACUUGUGUGAAUGGGGGGUGGACAUGGCUUAUGUUGUCUCCGAAUUGAGCGAAGACGUUGCUAUUUGCAGAACCGAUUACCCUGGUACCGAGAACAUGGUUAUUCCAACUUAUGUUCAAGGUGGUAACACCUUGCCAUUGACCGUCGUCGAUGAAGACAGUUACUACCAAUGGCAAGGUAAGAAGACUUCUGCUCAAUAUUAUGUGAACAACGCUGGUGUUAGUGUAGAAGAUGGUUGUGUUUGGGGUACUUCCGGUUCUGGCGUGGGCAACUGGGCUCCAUUAAACUUCGGUGCCGGUUACACUGAUGGUAUUGCCUACUUGGCAUUAAUUCCAAACCCUAAUAACUACGACUCAUUGAACUUCAAUGUUAAAAUUGAGGCUACCGACUCUUCAAGUUCCGUCAAUGGUGAGUGUUACUACGAAGAUGGAACUUACAACGGUGAUGGUACCGAUGGUUGUACGGUGGCUGUCACUUCUGGUAGUGCCAAGUUUGUUCUUUACAGUUAG
Messenger RNA from Lachancea fermentati, 1359 nucleotides. NCBI's taxonomy places the organism in Eukaryota, Fungi, Ascomycota, Saccharomycetes, Saccharomycetales, Saccharomycetaceae. The record is from the annotation of a GenBank genome assembly.